AUUUUAGUUAUACUUUCUCCGAAGAAAGUAACAAACAGCCAAUCAGGUGAUAAAGCCAAAAGAAAAUUUCUCUUCUAAUGAUGAACCUUCCAAGAGAAGGCGGGUAACUUUUUAGUUGUAUAAUUCAUCUUCAACACUCUCCUUUGCGCAAAAAUAAUCUGUGUUUCUACAUAUAAUUCCAAAAAUGGCAGGAAACAUUUACGACAAGAACAAGAAAAUUGUAUGCUAUGAUCACAGCGGUUUGGAAGAAGAUGCAGAAGAUUAUGGUGGUCUCUCAUUGAUGAAACUGAAUCUGGGUCCAAGAAAGAAACUUGUUAUUUUUGGGCUAGGAGGGUUGCUUUGCCAUAGGGUCUGUCAUAAGCAGAGGUCAAGCGUUCCAAUCUAUCGCAGUCCUGACGCUGCCAAUGGAAGCUAUAUAGUUUACAAGAGACCUUACUGUACGGACUUUAUGAAGUUUUGCCUGGAAAGAUUUGAAGUAGGAAUAUGGUCAUCUGCAAGGGAGUGGUACAUGAGUAAUGCCCUUGAUUGUGUAAUGGCUGGUUUGAGAAGCAAAUUGUUGUUUGCUUGGGAGCAAAAUGAAUGUACGAAUUCUGGGUUCAGCACCCUGGAGAAGAAAGACAAGCCCAUUUUUCUCAAGGAGUUGGACAAAAUAUGGGAAAACAAAUACUCUAAUCUACCUUCGCGUGUGGGGCAAUAUUUAUCGUCCAACUUAUUGUUGAUUGAUACUGACGCUUACAAGGCUUUGCUAAAUCCUCCCCACACAUCAGUGUUUCCAACUGAAUACAAAGCAAGCGAUGCUGAUUAUGAUGCCUUAGGUCCUAAGGGCGAGCUGAGGCUGUACUUGGAUGGCCUGGUAGAUGCAGAUGAUGUUCCUUCAUAUAUCAAAGAGCACCCAUUUGGACAGCAGCCUGCAAUAACAGCCUUGCAUCCUGAUUGGGAUUAUUAUUCCAAGUUUGUCACCCACAUCAAAAAAGCUACUCUUUUAAGUGAUGAAUGGUGA
Molecule: messenger RNA, 1000 nt
Organism: Pistacia vera
Lineage: Eukaryota; Viridiplantae; Streptophyta; Magnoliopsida; Sapindales; Anacardiaceae
Exons: 5
Coding region: 185-1000 (271 amino acids)
Molecular function (GO): phosphoprotein phosphatase activity
Source: RefSeq, a predicted model, not a curated record